Molecule: messenger RNA, 1152 nt
Organism: Acanthosepion pharaonis
Lineage: Eukaryota; Metazoa; Mollusca; Cephalopoda; Sepiida; Sepiidae
Source: the annotation of a GenBank genome assembly
AUGGUAAUAAUUACGUUACUUUUCAUCACAGUGGCGCCAUCAAUCGUCUUCAGUUUCUUCUUCUUCUUCCUCUGCUUCUUUUUCUCCCUGUGCUGCUGCUGCUGCUGCUCUGGCUACAACCGCUGCUGUUAUUGCUGCUUCUUAGCAUUUUCUUCUUCUCAUCCUCAAGCUUUCGUCGUCUCUUUCAAUUUUCUAUUGAUUUUUCGCCAAUGUUUUUUCUUUCUUCUCUUUUGCAUUUGUUUUAUUUUUCUUAUUAUUCUUUUCUUUGCUGAUUUUUCUUUUCCCAUUUUAUACGAUUCGCUCUCUACACUUUCUAUUUCCUUCUUCCUCUUCUUCCUUUUUUUAAAAAUCUUUUUUCUUCACACUUUCUUCUUUUUUUCCUUCCCUGAUUUUUCAGUUUUUUUCUGUAAUCACAUUUUUCUAUAUUUUUCUUUCUUCUAUCCUUAUAUUCUUCCCCUUUCAACAUUUUCUAUUCCUGUCUUGCGCUCGUUCUUUCUCUUUUUCGCUCUCUCUCUCUCUCUCUCUCUCUCUGUCUAUACGUUUCCCAUUUCUCUCUCUUUCUCUUUCUCUUUCUCUCUCUCGAUCUCAUCUUCUUCUAUCUUCUUAAUAUCCUCUCGUUAUCUAUCCGUUUCUCUUACUCUUACUUCUCCUGUUCUCACUUUCUCCCUAGUUCCAUACUCAUUCAUUGUCUCUUCCUCCACAUAUACUUCCUCCUGUACUUUCUCAUUAUCUCUCUUUCUUUUUCUCUUUCUUUCGUUUCUUUCUUUCUUUAUUUAUUUAUUUUUAAUUUAUCAUUCUUUACCUUCUUUUUCUCACAAAAGGAUCCAACCACAAAAUUUACUUUGUUUCUCCCUUGAUGUCAGAGAAAGCGUAGUUCAAGAAUCGCAUCUAAGGGGAAUAUUUUCUUUUUCUUUAUGCAUUGUUGGCCAAAGUGGUUGUAUGAACCUCCACUCCAGAACUGGUAGUCUCUCUCUCUCUCUCUCUCUCUCUCCCUCCCUCUUUCUUUCUUUCUUUCUUUCUUUCUUUCUCUACCUUUAUUUCUCUCUCUCUCUAUUUCUGUCUCUGUCUGUCUGUCUGUCUCUCUCUCUGUGUGUGUGUGUGUCUCUCUCUCUCAUCCUACGCCUUCUUGACAUCGAUAGACUGCAAAACUAG